GUUUGCAAGAUCAAUUCGCAGAAAAAUGGAAAUGGGGGAUGCGGUCGAAGGAGAAGGAAGAUCGGAGACGGAGUUCACGGAGAUCGAGACCACCGCGGACUCCCUUGACAGCGCUGUCGUUUUCCACGUCGUCACAGACAUUCUAGGGUUCGUUCUUUUCAUGCACCAGCAAAUCCCUUCUAUUUUGCAGGAUAUCAGUCUUGAAUUCGAAGGACUGCAAACAGAGUAUAGAGAAUUGGAGACUGUUCUUGCACAAACUGAAGUGAAGGCAUCUAUGCGGAGGAUGCAUGGUGGGAGAAUGAGAGAGGUCAAACGGGGGAUCAAAAGACUGGAAAAAAUGAUGAAAACAGUUUCUAGUAUCCGAACUGCCCUGCAAUUGGUGAUUUGUGUGAUUCCAAAUGUCCAGCAAGUCAUGUUGGUUCUCGGACCUAGUCCAAUGCGCCCCCAACAUGUUUAUGAGGUGUGCUUUGCACAUGGGAAGGUUGUCUACAGCCGUGCUGGUGAUUUCACAAAAACUAGAGCAGCAGAGGGGCUUUCGAGAAAGGCUAUUCGGACACUGAUUUCCAAGGGUGCAGGAUCUGAUUCUUAUGCUGGCCCUACCAAGUUGUUUCUGUUGGUUAAAGCACCCUCUUCUCUCACUGUGCCUUCGCAUUUUCUGCCCAAGCGUGACUUCAAAUACAGCAAAAAGAUAGUGCCUUUCAGGUUGCGAUUCAAGUGUAAAACCCGAGAUCAAGAAAUGGACGAUCCAAAUCAAGGUGCUCAAACUGUUGACAAUAUCAGUUUGAUGGAUCACACUUCAAAUGAUUUGAUCUGGUAUCAGUGUCGACACAUAAUCAAGGGCCUAGUGACCAAGACAUCACCAACGGAAGAUUGAGAACGUGGAUAUGAAAACUUGGAGAGAAUUUGGGUCAUCCUUUUUGACGGUGACAUGCCAUGGUGCGGUUCCAAUGACCAGGGACUGUUCAUAACUUUCUUGCCAUGUUCACGCUGGUUAGACUAAGGCCCGAGUCGUCUUUAUGUUGAAACUCAGAAUAUUUCAUCUAUAAUGGAGUAGCUGGGUCUUUUAUUCUUUGCAUGCAUUAAUCCUAUUUGUUUGAACAGAUAUUUUGGAUGUACUGUGUAGAACUCCGGAAGGCAAGACCCCUCUUGCAUUUUAUGUACAAGCUCAUCGUUUCAACUGUGCGCGGAUCUCGAAUUUACCUUUUCUCAUUGAAAUUUGAAUGUUCAUGUACAUGCCAGCUCAAU
Rhododendron vialii is the source of this 1245-nucleotide messenger RNA. RefSeq lists its product as uncharacterized. NCBI's taxonomy places the organism in Eukaryota, Viridiplantae, Streptophyta, Magnoliopsida, Ericales, Ericaceae. Gene Ontology annotation, cellular component: nucleus. Bases 26 to 874 code for a protein of 282 amino acids. Gene Ontology annotation, biological process: regulation of exit from mitosis. The transcript has 7 exons. The record is from RefSeq and is a predicted model, not a curated record.